UUUUUAAAUUAGUUACAUGAUCGGAAACGCGCCUAACGCAAAGGGGGUGAUUAUUUAAAGUUUAUAAUUCCUUGCCGUACGGCUAUAUAAACCACCAUCACCCAGCAUAAUUACCAGUUAUAAUCACCCACUAAUCCACAGUGAUAAUCACACGAUUAACAAUAAUACGGCUGCUAAUCGUGCCUUAACGGCCGAUCGAUCAAAACCCUACCGUACAAUGCAAAAACCACAUUCACACCAUUUCAUUUUCUCGAAGCAAAAUGAACACCCCUACCGGAGGAGAAACGGCGGCUCCGUCUACUGAGGCAGAAACAGUUGCCGCUGCGAAAGGUGGAAUGCCACCGGCGAGUGCGGCGGCGUUCGCCGAGGAAGAAAGGAAAAGGGCGUUGAUCGGAAAACCCCCGGCCGAUGACGUAUGCCCGAUCUGCUUCGGGAUUUUUGAGGUUCCAUGCAAGACGGCGCCGUGUGGCCACUGGUAUUGCGGAAAGUGCAUUUUGCAGCUGUGGAAUUUUAGUUAUGCAUCUCAGAUGUGCAAGUGUCCAAUGUGCUCCCAGCGAAUAACGAAAUUGAUUCCCGAGGCAUCACUGUAUGACAUGCUUGAAGUCGAAACUCGCAAGGUCUUACAGAGUGUUGAUGAAUAUAACAACUUAUAUGUCGGAGGCUUUUCUGGAUUUAUGCUGAAACUUCGCAUGGCUAUUCCACUGUACAUAAAGCGAAGGUGCCGCGAGGUAUUGAAUGGCGAAAGGCAGCUUGCUCUUCUCAAUGACCUACGAAUACUUGCAAUGAUCCUUGGAGCGGUUUACUCAAUCAUUCCCUUUGAUUUCCUCCGAAUAGGUGAACGAAACAUCCAUUUCUUGUUCGACCGCUCGGCCUUCGUCGCCUAUUUGAUUGUGUCUUUGGCUGCCAUUUAUCUCCAUGGAAGGCGUCAAAGACGUGUUAGGGAAAUGGUUGACUUGGAGGCACAGAACGAUUGAAAAGAAUCUGUUGACUUUGACUUUGACUUUAGAAUUCUGUUGACUUUGACCUUAGAAACUUUUUGACUUUGUAGAGAAUUACAAAUGAGAGUCUUGUGAGAAGUUGGUGUUUGGAGUCACUUUGUAUAAAUGAAUGUAGCCUCAUUGCUAAGAGAGUUGAGUUCUUCGAGUUC
This is a messenger RNA of Erythranthe guttata (spotted monkey flower), 1147 nucleotides long. RefSeq lists its product as uncharacterized. NCBI's taxonomy places the organism in Eukaryota, Viridiplantae, Streptophyta, Magnoliopsida, Lamiales, Phrymaceae. The record is from RefSeq and is a predicted model, not a curated record. Gene Ontology annotation, molecular function: metal ion binding; ubiquitin protein ligase activity.